GUGGAAAGCUGAUUUUGUACAGCUAAAUCGUAAAUAAACAAACUUAAGACGGCUAGCCGUAUUUGCAUACGUAAGUUAUAUACUAAUCCACUGAGAUAUAGUAGCCUUUCACUCAUGGAAAGGCAAGCAAAUAUCGCACCCGAGCGCAAUUCGAGCGACGAGGAGGAAAAGGAAAAAAAGGAUGCCGUCCCAUCGACAUCAACAGUGACUGCAGCAACUGGUUCCAGCGGUACUGAGAGCGAAGAUGUAACCAUGGAUAUGAUUCGUAGAUUUUUUACGCAGACCUUAGGAUUUGGAGGAAGCAGUUCGGCCAAAGGCGAGAAUGGGGUUCCAGUUGAUAAGGUAAUACCAGAUUUGACGUUUGAGGGACUGACAUCGCACUGGCGUGAACACGGCUUUAAAAAAAUAGUUACUAUGGUGGGCGCAGGCAUAUCCACUUCGGCUGGUAUUCCUGACUUUCGUUCCCCCGGUUCGGGGCUAUAUAAUAACCUAAAGAAAUACAAGUUACCACAUCCUACGGCAAUAUUUGACUUGGAUUACUUUGAAAAGAACCCGAAGCCCUUCUUUGCGCUGGCCAAGGAGCUGUAUCCCGGUUCCUUUGUGCCGACGCUAGCGCACUAUUUUGUGCGUCUGCUUCACGAUAAAGGUCUCUUGUUGCGGCAUUACACGCAAAACAUUGAUACGCUAGACAGGCUGACUGGCUUGCCGGAGCAGAAGAUCAUCGAAGCGCACGGUAGCUUUUACACCAACCAUUGUACAAAGUGCCGCAAGGCAUACGACAUGGCCUGGAUGAAAGAACAGAUUUUCUCGGAUCAGCUGCCAACAUGUGAACAGUGCCAAGGCGUCGUGAAACCAGAUAUUGUUUUCUUCGGCGAAAGCUUGCCUGCUGAUUUUUACACUUGCCCCGAGACAGACUUUAAGGAUUGUGAUCUGCUUAUCAUAAUGGGCACCUCACUAGAAGUCCAUCCUUUUGCUUCGCUGGUGCAACGGGCCGGACCGCGUUGCGUACGUUUGCUUAUCAAUCGGGACUCAGUAGGGCAGGCUAGUUUAGUGCCCUGGAUGGGUCCUGAUGAUUGCUCACUGCUCUAUAAUAAGCCGAACAACACACGGGAUGUGGCGUAUCUUGGUGAUUGCGACUCUGGAGUCGAGGAACUGAGUAAAGCCCUAGGGUGGUAUGAUGAGUUGCAUCAGCUCGUUAAUGAAGAGCGGAAGCGUUUAAAACUCGAGGAAGAAAAGCAGUCACAUGUAAAAAAGCCUGCGCAAGGCAAGCAGGAAAAGAAGACAUCUAAGUAAUAAGCAGCCGCCAAUCUGUAGAAAAAAUGGCUUUUUGGUUUUUAUGUGCAAUAGCAAAAUUAAUUUUAUUAUAAUACAGAUAGAUAUAUAACAGCAACUUCAAAUAUAUAUGCCUACAUAUAUAUUUAUUUAUAAGUAGAUGCUGAGGAUGGUUCUAGUUUAAAUUAAUGUGUAACUAUUAAAAGAAUAAAUUGGUGUCCCUUGGAA
Molecule: messenger RNA, 1500 nt
Organism: Scaptodrosophila lebanonensis
Lineage: Eukaryota; Metazoa; Arthropoda; Insecta; Diptera; Drosophilidae
Gene: Sirt2
Product: NAD-dependent protein deacetylase Sirt2
Exons: 3
Coding region: 115-1293 (392 amino acids)
Molecular function (GO): NAD+ binding; histone deacetylase activity, NAD-dependent
Source: RefSeq, a predicted model, not a curated record